AUGAGGUCUGGUGACUUGUUAGUAGAAGUCAACACUCGAAAACAAGCCCAGAACAUACAAAAGCUGAAAGCGUUAGCAACAAUUCGAGUUAGUGUCACUCCACACCAGUCACUAAAUUCAUCCAAAGGUGUAAUUACCUGUGGUGAAAUUUUCAAUCUUCCUGUCGAAUUAAUCACAGAGGAGAUGAAACCUCAGGGAGUAAUAAAUGUAAAACGCAUUACCAUCAAGAGGGAUGGUGAGAUAAUUGAAACAAAGCACCACAUUCUGACAUUCAAAUCACCUAAAUUGCCUGAACAUGUCUAUGCCGGCCAUAUCAAGUUGCCUGUUAAACCCUACAUCCCGAAUCCACUCAGAUGUUUCAAGUGCCAACGCUUUGGCCACUCAAGAUUACAUUGCCGUGGAACCGACACUUGCGCGCGCUGCGCAGAAGAAGGCCACGAUAGCCAGCAAUGUGUCGCACCUGAAAAGUGCGUGAACUGCGGUGAUAAUCAUGCGUCUUACUCUAGAUCUUGGACGCGUUGGCAGCUGGAAAAACAAGUCGCAACAAUAAAAAUUAAAGAAAACCUAACUUAUCCUGAAGCCAGGCGUAGAGUUCAAGCUCAGACUCCUACUCCUGGUAUUACUUUUGCUUCCGUAGUUAAAAAAACGUUUUGUGCUAAUUGUUCAUGUGCAAAUUGUAUUAAACAAACUACAAAAACAAAAGAUAAUAUUAAAACCUCUCAUUCAGACACUGAAAACUCCAUCAGCAGUAACCCUGAUCCUCCCAAGGAAACUAGAGAGAAACCUAAGCGAAAAUCAAAAACAUCGUCACUCACAUUAAGAUUAGCAAAACGAGGUCUUUCUCAAAAAGAUCUCCCAUUGAAGCUAAAAGCAGCAAAGUCAAAAAAUUCUGUCGCUCUGGGGCUGGCGACGCAGGGUAUUGUCCAUAAGGACUUAUCGUCCAUCUUUGGUGGCAUGCCCAAUAGCCCCGAUAUAAAGUUGCAUCCUUCUGAGGAUGAAAAUGAUCUCGGGAUGAGUUGCGAAGAUUUGGCAACUCCAACAAAUGCGCAUUUUCUUUCCCCUUCAAAACCUCUCGCUUAA
Argiope bruennichi is the source of this 1080-nucleotide messenger RNA. RefSeq lists its product as uncharacterized. The coding region runs from base 1 to 1080 and encodes 359 amino acids. The transcript has a single exon. NCBI's taxonomy places the organism in Eukaryota, Metazoa, Arthropoda, Arachnida, Araneae, Araneidae. The record is from RefSeq and is a predicted model, not a curated record. Gene Ontology annotation, molecular function: zinc ion binding; nucleic acid binding.